AUGGCUGCGCUCUCGUUCCCAAUCCUCGUAUCCAUGCUGCUUCAUGUCAGCGUUACCGUAUCGUCCAGCGUAUGGGCACCUGCUGCCCGCAGCCUGGCCGGAGAUGGCCAAACUGCCGCGUCAGGCCUGUCCUGCCAGGCGUUUGAAAACCUGCUGCGGUACGCCGACAGGCAGAACACUCUGGAGGGUGACAUGGACGCACUGAAAACGAGAACCGACACUCUGGAACAGACCUGCUGCGGUGGAGAAACCACGCAUUUCUCCUACGCCAGCCUACAGUCCAUGAUGGAGGAACAGGACAGCACUAUACAGCGACAGCAGACCACCAUACAGCAGCAGGCUGCCACUAUUCAACUGAUGCAAACACAGCUGAACCAACUAGCAGAUAAGCUGAACGGUGCCCGUGACUGUAUGGAACUAUUGGCGACUGGGCACGAUACCAGCGGUGUGUACACCAUCUACCCUGAUGGAGGAGGGAAAAGUCCUGUUCACGUCUACUGUGACAUGGACACUGACGGGGGUGGAUGGACGCUGUUCCAGAAACGUGAAAACGGACUGAUCAACUUCUACCAAGACUGGCAGGGAUACAAGACAGGGUUUGGUGACCUCAGGGGAGAGUUCUGGCUAGGUAAUGACAACCUUCACCGAAUCACGGACCAGGGUGUGUACGAGCUGAGGGUGGAAAUGGAAGACUUUGAAGGCAACUCGGCCCAUGCCAACUACAGCAUCUUCCAUGUGGAGGACGAAGUUCACAAAUACAAGCUUACCGUAGAAGGCUAUUCAGGAACUGCAGGAGAUGCCAUGGCUCACCACAAUGGGAUGUACUUCAGCACCAGGGACAGGGACAACGACAUCCACAGUUCCGACUGUGCUGGCCGGUUCAAAGGCGCCUGGUGGUACGGCGCCUGCCAUCACGCUAACCUGAACGGCCAGUACCUGAUCGGGGCUCACGAUUCCUUCGCUGACGGCAUCAACUGGUACCCGUGGAAGGGACACAACUACUCACUCAAGACUACUGUGAUGAAAAUAAGGCCGAACUAG
This is a messenger RNA of Branchiostoma belcheri (Belcher's lancelet), 1041 nucleotides long. RefSeq names its product ficolin-2-like. The transcript has 6 exons. The record is from RefSeq and is a predicted model, not a curated record. NCBI's taxonomy places the organism in Eukaryota, Metazoa, Chordata, Leptocardii, Amphioxiformes, Branchiostomatidae. Bases 1 to 1041 code for a protein of 346 amino acids.